AUGGUUCAGUCCAGCUCCAACACAAAAGGAUCCAACAUGGUGCAGUCUAGCUCCAACACAACGGGCAAGAAAAAACAGUCUCCUAAACAAGGCAAAAAGAUUCGCAAACGGAAUUCUCCAAAAGGUACAAAGCCAAGAGCACAAUGGAACGCUUUGCUUGAGAAGUCUCUUGUCGAGAUCCUACAUGAGCAUGACAACCCGUACCAUAGAGGUCAAAAUGGUUGGAGUGGUGAAUCUUGGACAGAAAUGGUGAACAUGUUCCACCAAAGAAAUCAGCAUGUGAGAUUUGACAAGUCGCAAGUUCAUGACAAGGAGAAGGAGCUCAAGAGGGAUUACAGAAUGCUGAAAGAUGCUCGUGAGCAAAGUGGAGUUGGGUGGAUUGCUAGUGAGUUCAAAUUGGAUGCUGAACCUUUUCUGUGGGAUAAUCUUGCAAUUUCUUUUGGUCCAAGAAUCUUGAAGUUCAAGAAAAAGUCAUUUCCACUAUAUGACACACUUGCAGAUCUAUACCAUAAACAUAUUGCGGAGGGAAACUUCAACUUUACCUCUACUGCUCAACAAAAGCCCCACGUGGAAAUCAAAAGUGAUGAUGAUGCAAUUGAUGAUGAUGGAGACAGAGGUAUUGAUUUAGAAGUCUUAGAUCAACCUGAGGUGGGGCAUAUAGAGGUCAAUCAAAGGCAGUCUCGGGUGGAGCAUGUGGAGGUCAAUCAAAGGCAGUCUAGGGUGGAGCAUGUGGAGGUCAAUCAAAGGCAGUCUAGGGUGGAGCAUGUGGAGGUCAAUCAAACAAGUGGUGUUGGCCCUUCAACAAACAAGCCUACAAAGCGUAAGAGAAGCCCCAAGAUCAAACCUAAAAGUAGUGGAGAGGCAUUAGUUGGAGUGAUGGACAGGUUUGUCAAUAUCAAGGAGAAAGAAGUCAACAACGAAGCUGCUCAACAAUUCACCAUAAGCAAAUGCAUCGCUGCCUUGAGAACCUUGGAAGGUUUUGAUCCUGCUGAAAAACCAAAAGCCUUUGUGGUCUUCAAAACUGUCGAGAACCGCGAGAUAUUCCUCAGUUCUAUCGAGGACAAUGAUGGCAGUGCAUUAGAUUGGCUUCGCAUUGAGAUGGCCAUGUUACCAUGAGGUGCCUGAGUUGUGUUUCUUCAAGAUCACAUGGACAAAAUCAACCGAGUUUUUUGAAGAGUCGACAUUUGUUGUCACAGAAACAUUGCUGGGAAUAGUUGUAUGGAAUAUGUAAUUUAUGCUGAAUUGUUGUGCACUAUGUGACUAAAACUCUUGCGUUUAUGGAUGCUGAUAACUAUUGGAUGUAGACUUCACAGAGUUGCAUUCAUCUGAUGCCAUAAAAAUUAUAUCUUUUGUAAC
Molecule: messenger RNA, 1356 nt
Organism: Lolium perenne
Lineage: Eukaryota; Viridiplantae; Streptophyta; Magnoliopsida; Poales; Poaceae
Source: RefSeq, a predicted model, not a curated record